CCUUCUCCCUUAACCUUCAAUCUCCUUCUGCUCUCUCUCUCUUUCAUAAGUUUUUUCUCUCUCUCUCUAGAACUGUAGAGAGAGAAAAAACCUCCAUUUUUCUUUCUCUCCUUCGCUUCAUAAACCCCACAUUACUCAAAACAAAGCAAAAACCUCACUGUAACAAUCCAGAGAGAGAGAGAGAGAGCCAAAAUGGAUGGUGUUACACCGAAGUUUGUGUUGCCGGAGACAUUCGACGGCGUGAAGAUGGAGAUCACAGGCCAACUAGGCAUGAUCUGGGAGCUUGUUAAGGCCCCGGUGAUUGUCCCUCUUCUUCAGCUAGCGGUUUACAUCUGCUUGCUAAUGUCUCUCAUGCUGUUAUGUGAGAGGGUUUACAUGGGAAUCGUCAUCGUCCUCGUCAAGCUCUUCUGGAAAAAACCUCACAAACGCUACAAGUUCGAGCCCAUUCAAGAUGAUGAAGAGCUUGGAAGCUCUAACUUCCCUGUGGUCCUCGUCCAAAUCCCCAUGUUCAACGAACGAGAGGUUUACAAGCUAUCAAUAGGAGCGGCGAGUGGACUAUCGUGGCCGUCCGAUCGUCUCGUGAUUCAAGUGUUGGAUGACUCAACAGAUCCUACUGUUAAGCAAAUGGUGGAGAUGGAGUGUCAAAGAUGGGCAAGUAAAGGAAUCAAUAUAAGGUAUCAAAUCAGGGAGAAUAGAGUUGGGUACAAGGCCGGUGCGUUGAAGGAAGGACUCAAACGCAGUUAUGUCAAACAUUGCGAGUAUGUUGUUAUCUUCGACGCUGAUUUUCAGCCUGAACCUGAUUUUCUUCGCCGUAGCAUCCCAUUUCUCGUCCACAAUCCCAACAUUGCCCUCGUACAGGCUCGAUGGAGAUUCGUGAAUUCUGAUGAAUGUUUAUUGACAAGGAUGCAAGAAAUGUCGCUGGACUACCAUUUCACUGUUGAGCAAGAAGUCGGUUCAUCAACACAUGCUUUCUUCGGCUUCAACGGAACCGCCGGAAUAUGGAGAAUAGCGGCGAUAAAUGAAGCCGGCGGGUGGAAAGAUAGGACCACCGUGGAAGACAUGGACCUCGCUGUCCGAGCAAGUCUCCGUGGCUGGAAAUUUCUCUACCUCGGUGACCUUCAGGUGAAAAGUGAGCUACCAAGUACUUUUAGAGCCUUCCGUUUCCAGCAACAUAGAUGGUCUUGUGGACCUGCAAAUCUCUUUAGGAAAAUGGUUAUGGAGAUCAUUAGAAACAAGAAAGUGAGGUUCUGGAAGAAAGUGUAUGUGAUCUACAGCUUCUUCUUUGUGAGGAAAGUCAUUGCACAUUGGGUCACAUUUUGUUUCUACUGCGUUGUUCUUCCUCUGACCAUUCUUGUCCCUGAAGUUAAAGUUCCAAUUUGGGGUUCCGUUUACAUCCCUUCCAUCAUCACUGUCCUCAACUCCGUGGGCACUCCCAGGUCGAUUCAUCUGCUGUUCUAUUGGAUCCUAUUUGAGAAUGUGAUGUCGCUGCACCGGACAAAGGCCACUCUCAUUGGUCUGUUUGAGGCAGGUAGAGCUAACGAAUGGGUCGUGACUGCUAAGCUUGGAAGCGGUCAAAGCGCUAAAGGGAAUACAAAAGGGCUUAAAAAGUUCCCAAGAAUCUUCAAACUGCCUGAUCGAUUGAAUACAUUGGAGCUUGGAUUUGCGGCGUUCUUGUUCGUGUGUGGAUGCUAUGACUAUGCUCACGGGAAGAACAAUUACUUCAUCUACUUGUUUCUUCAGACCAUGUCAUUCUUCAUCAGUGGGCUUGGCUGGAUUGGGACAUAUGUCCCGAGUUAGUAGUCAUGUUUUCUAUAUUUCAGGGGAAAAAGAGAGGGAUGUUACUAAUUUUCUGCAAAAAUAAAAAACACAAAUUUUUAUGGAAAAUUACAAGGAAAGUUGAUAGGGAAAAUGGUUUGAGAAGAAGAUAGAGAGAGAGACUUAGGAGGAGAGAGAGAGGCUCGAAGGGUUCUUUGGAUUUAAUUACAUGUCUGCCUUUCUAAAUAUUCAGCAUUUGGAUUUGUGAUUCGGUAAUUGUGAGAUUUCAAUCUUUCUUCUUGUUUUUUGGAAGUGUUUUUAGUUUUGUUCUUAUGAUUUUUAAUCAAGAUUUCGUGUGAGUUAUUGGAUUGGUGCAAAGGUAAUCAAUUAUUGCACUUUUUCCU
Molecule: messenger RNA, 2159 nt
Organism: Brassica rapa (field mustard)
Lineage: Eukaryota; Viridiplantae; Streptophyta; Magnoliopsida; Brassicales; Brassicaceae
Product: glucomannan 4-beta-mannosyltransferase 2
Cellular component (GO): Golgi apparatus
Molecular function (GO): mannan synthase activity
Source: RefSeq, a predicted model, not a curated record